CACGUAGCCCACCUCGUCGUCCUCGAUCGCUUUCUCAUUGCUGUAUGCUUGAAGUCUUGUCACGACGACAGUAAGACCUUGCUCGUUUCUCACCACCAUCAUUGAAAGGAUUGACCACGACGGGUGUAUCGACAUUCACAGACGAUAUACCAGACCAACAGUCACUGUUGAAGCUCAAACACACGAAAACCCCACAGAAUCAUACCCAAGCGCCCUCGUUGAUCGAAACUGUGCUCGAAGCCUGUCACUGCAUUGUAUCAUCCAUCCUUCGCCGCAGCCAAGCAGAACUACAGAACAUACCCCAACGAAGCCUCACAACGCCGUCAACCUCACCCAGCUCCCACAACAUCUAACCCCGCGCCACCAACGCGAUACCCGCUCUUCAUCGCCAGUCACGACAUCCUUGCGAGCUCAUUUCAUUUGCCGCGCUCCAGUUUUGGGUCUCCGUACCGGUGGCCUUUCAAACAGGGUCGUGUUUGUGUUGCCGCUGAGCGCCAAAAGAGGAGCCCGCUUCGCGCCCUCGGUUCCCGAUUUAGCACUGCCUCGCCCUAUCAACCCCUGCACAUCGCCGUUUGACGCAGGCGUUCUUCAGCACCAACAAGGCCAAACUCCAGCUGCACUGAGAAGCCUCCAGGCUUUUAAGGUCGCUCAUUUCCGCCUGUUGGGAUAUCCUGCCUCGUCAUCUCUAGCCCGGUGUUGGAUUCCUUUUUUUUCCUUUCCUUUUUUGAACGAUACUCUCAUAAGCCUUGUUAUUCGAACUCCUUCGAGAAAUCUAUAAUCCUUAAUUUUAUUCUGCUGGUCAGAUUACGCCUUUUCAUUUGCGCAGCCAAAACAGUUCGUUGUUAUUCGUCAACCCCAGGUCUCGGUCCUUCUCGAAAUCCAGCGGUCAGCCUUCUUGUUAGCCUCAGCCUUGCGCACCACCCCACCACCCACCGCCAAAACGACAAUAGCAAUUGUCGCCAAUAGACAAUAGGAACUCCCAAUUGUUAAUUCCAUUCGCACGCUCAACAAUCACCUGGCUGUGUAUUGAAGUACCCAUCAAUACUAAGCCUCAUCUUAUAUCUUCUGUGGAUUUAUUUCUUCAGUAGAUACUUUCCUCUUUUUCGCACACCGACAUUUUCUGGUUAGCUUUGAACUUCAUUUUCUCACUUUCAGCAUUCAAAGUACCAGCAUUUUCACGAAUCAUCUACCAACAUCUCGCAAUGGAUUCCACACGCUGUCACCAACACCAGGCUGCUGCCCUCGAGCACUUCGUCUGUACUCCAGUUACAGAGGAUAUGAUUUCAUACCUCGCCGAGAUGGCCCAAGCAGUCAUUCAGUGCGAGACUUUCCCCACCACAGAACAGGUUCAUCUUCAACAAACCCCCACACCACCAACGACGCCGCCACCAACAUUAUCGGCUGCCGACCUCAAGAUCCCAUCUCUUGAACAGUUCAUCACUUCCCUCGUUAUUCACUCAAACGUCCAAGUCCCGACAUUGAUGACCACUCUUUUGUACCUUCACCGUCUCAAGAAGAAGCUCCCACCCGUUGCCAAGGGUUUACGAUGCACGACUCACCGCAUCUUCCUCGCGUGCCUCAUCCUCUCUGCCAAAUUCCUCAACGACUCCUCGCCAAAGAACAAACAUUGGGCCGGAUAUACCUCGGUACCUUCGACGUCGUAUCAAGAUUUCUCCCAAUUCGGCUUUUCCAGGAAUGAGGUCAAUCUCAUGGAGAGACAGCUCCUUUACCUUUUGGAUUGGGAUCUCAACUUUGGUCUCGCCGAGCUUGAGGGCCACUUUGAGCCCUUCUUGGCUCCCAUCCGCAAUGCCAUCGAAGAAGAUAGACAGAUCAAGAUCCGCCAUCGCGAGUACCUGGCUCAACGUGAGGCGGAGCGCAACACUCUGAGAAUCGCACGCCCUGCCCUGGACGACUUCAGUGUUCGCACCGAGGCAAGUGAGCCAACAGUGGCACAGCCAAGAGCCAUGUACAACUCGGCAAAGGCAUACAAGGCCGAGUUCCUCAAGCGUCGCACACCAUCUGCAUCGGAUAUCCCCGAUCUCUCCCGCAGCGGCACCGCCGAUACCACCGGCUCGUACAGCAUGGGAUGCUACUCCGGGCACUCAUCUCGCGAGUCCAGCCGCAGCCGAUCAAACACCCCGAUAUCACGGAUUCCAUCCAUCAACUCCUUCCAGGAAGAUCUCAAAGUGGAUAUGUUCCCCAGCCAGUCUGAUGACUACUACCUGCCAGUCGCUCCUACGAUGAGCCCUGAGCAAGUCUACAUCGCCGCUCCCACCCACGGCAAAGUCCAACCGGAUAUCACCACCAUGUACGAUAUUGAGCAAGCAACUCAGCAGUCCUCCCGCCGUGCCCGCAUGGGUAUGAGCAUGGGAAUCGGCCGCAGCCAGAACAUUAUCUCCCGCUUUCUAGGCAGCCGCAACUAGAUAGCUGGGGAGUUCAGGGGCACUACCCUUGGAUGAUGAUUUUAAUGAUACGUUUUUUCUUUUUUUGUUUUCUUUUUAGCAUCGCGAUGGCGCAUGAUGGGUAUACACAGGUACUUGGGAGGCAUAUGAAAAGGAGUCUUGGUAAUAAUGAUAUGGGACUGGAAACUUGUACUGGUCGCGGAAUAGGAGAGCUUAAUGGUAGUACUACUACCCCAGUACAUAUGGUAGAAAUACAAC
Messenger RNA from Pseudogymnoascus verrucosus, 2660 nucleotides. RefSeq lists its product as uncharacterized. Gene Ontology annotation, cellular component: cyclin-dependent protein kinase holoenzyme complex; nucleus. The transcript has a single exon. Bases 1203 to 2423 code for a protein of 406 amino acids. Gene Ontology annotation, molecular function: cyclin-dependent protein serine/threonine kinase regulator activity; protein kinase binding. NCBI's taxonomy places the organism in Eukaryota, Fungi, Ascomycota, Leotiomycetes, Thelebolales, Thelebolaceae. Gene Ontology annotation, biological process: regulation of cyclin-dependent protein serine/threonine kinase activity. The record is from RefSeq and is a predicted model, not a curated record.